Bursaphelenchus okinawaensis is the source of this 2272-nucleotide messenger RNA. The record is from the annotation of a GenBank genome assembly. NCBI's taxonomy places the organism in Eukaryota, Metazoa, Nematoda, Chromadorea, Rhabditida, Aphelenchoididae.
AUGCCAGUCUUAUCAGUACUAACCACAGUUGUCGAGAAUCGAGCCUGGCUUCCGGCUGGUAUGUUGGCUUCAAUUAUGGUACCAUAUGCGACUGGUGCCUUAUGUUGUGGAGCUUUAUCAUGGUUAAUACCGAAAAAGUGGUACUUGUGGUUGGACAAUCGAAUGUAUGACAUCUUUAUGAGCUCUUGCUUGUUUGUGUUUGAGAAUUGUAACGCGACUAAGGUAAGAAUGGGUUAUGUUUUGGCAUAUUAAGGUGGGAAAAAGUCUUGUCGUCAGUUUAUGAAGGUUUGCGGUUGAAAAGCGACAAGAAUUUUUAAUUAUUUGGUGUUUUGAAAAAAAGCUGGUUUAUAUUUUAAAGAGCUUAAAGAAGGCUUGAUAUAAUAAAUAAUCUUUUCCAGCUUCAUCUCUACGGUAAGCCAGAAGCUUUGUAUGGCCUACCAGACUCGGCAAUCUUGAUCUCAAAUCAUCAAAGUGGAGCCGAUUGGGUCUUGAUCAACAUGCUGGCUCAAAGGCACGCUCAACAGUACUCAUUCAGAUUCAUUGUAAAGCACGUCAUACAGUACGUGCCAUUGUAUGGAUGGUACACAUUACAGGUAAGGAUUAUAUUUUCUUGUUUUUACUUAAAAUUAGUUUUGCUAUUUAAACUGAGCUUUUUGGGAUGGUUUUGGUACAUUUUGUACUCAUAUGUUGUAGAUAUCUAUGUUUGAUACUUAAAAUGCGGUUUUUAUUAAAGUGUAUUACCUAAAAUAAGGUUUAUUUUAGAAGAAUGUGAUUUUUUAAUUUUAUUUUAGCGUGGCUUUGUCUAUGUCCGCAGAUUCGGCGAAUUCAUCCCAACAGCGCCAAAAAACCAGCUUCAGUACCUCCGAGACCUUCCAGAACCAGUCUGGCUUCACAUCUUCCCCGAGGGCACAAGAUUCAACAAACAUCGGACAAAGGAAAUCCAAGAAGCCCAUUCUUACUGUAGAAAACGAGAACUCGUAAAACUCAACCACUUACUGAUACCAAAGAUUGGCGGGUUUAAAUUGGCAUUAACUGAACUACGCCCCACUUUAAAUUGCAUCUACGACAUUACAAUCGGCUACGGACUGACUUUGGACGAAUAUAGACAAGAUGACGCUCCAAAUAUGUACGAGUUUGUGACGGGAAGAAGUGAAAGACAUAAUGAAGUGCAUGUUCAUAUCGAUAGAAUUCCAAUUGAACAAGUUCCAGUCGAAGGAAAUGAACUAAAAGCAUGGUUACAUCAACGAUUCGUGGAAAAAGACAGGUAUGGUGGACAUUUUUAAAAAUAUUAUGGGCUUUUGUGGGUGGAAAGGUUGUGGAAUAUGUUGUAAAGGUUAGUAAGGAUAGUAUUGAAGGCUUUGUGAGCAUAAAUAAGGUCUUGAUCAGAGAGUUUUAUUGAAAUCUUUGAGAUUUUAUGACAAAAUGUGGGAACUUCUCGUUAUUUUUAUAUAAUAAUGACUCAAAAUCAAUUAAAUUUUACUAAAAUCUUGAAGAAAAAUAUGUAUUUAAUAAUAUAAAACAAAGCUUCAAGCUAAAAAAUUAAAGAAUUCGGCGAAAAACAGUUAUAUUCAACAUGAUAUGAGCCCUUUUCCUUCUCAAAAGCGAGCGCUGAAGAAGAAAAAGAGAAAUAAAAGAGAGGACGUCGUGUUCCGUUGUGGUCUAGUGGUUAGGAUUUGCGGCUCUCACCCGCAAGGCCCGGGUUCGAUUCCCGGCAACGGAAGAAACCUUUUUGGUAUUUUUAAUAGAUUUUAAAAUUUGAAAGUUGUUUUAUAUUGCGCCUGGGGGAAUGUUAAUGUUGGGUUAUUGUAAAAUAAGAUGUUUUAUUUGCGUUGAUGUAAAGAAAAGAGUUAAAAUAUUGAAAAAAGGCAUAAAAUUUAAAAAAUAACGCGAUUUUUGGCAGUUUUGAAGUUUUUAUAGCUGUGGAAGUUAUGUUGUGAUGCUAUGAAUUUGUACUAUACUAAAAUAUAAGUAAAGAAGAUAUAAUAAGACUAAACUUACAAACAAAAAACCUCCAAAAACUACCAAAAACCCACUAAACACUUCAAAUUGUAGGCUUAUGGCCCAAUUUUACUCGACUGGUCGAUUCCCCGAUCCAGCUGAAACCCCAUCCAAAUUGACACCCCUAAAACGAACGGCCACAUCCUUCUUGUUGAUGAAUGCCGCGGUAUGGGCGGCGUUGUUUUGUCCGAAAGUCCGUAGAGUAUAUUGUUAUACGAUUGCCAUCUCACCGUUACUCAUCAUUUGGACUAAACUACGGCGUUCGGCCGCUUAA